Molecule: messenger RNA, 1779 nt
Organism: Naegleria lovaniensis
Lineage: Eukaryota; Heterolobosea; Eutetramitea; Acrasida; Naegleriidae
Exons: 1
Coding region: 1-1779 (592 amino acids)
Source: RefSeq, a predicted model, not a curated record
AUGGCCCGUCCUCGUUCCGAUAGUUUAAGAGGUAUCUCAAAGAAAACUUCAGAACUUGGUACCCUUUCAAACAUUCCAUUUACAAGAGGUCUAAAUACAGCCAUGAUGAAGUCUCAUUUCUGUAGUCAGACCGAAUCUCAAAAAGAAUUAUUGGAAAAGUACAAGGAUGAUAGCAAGGCUCUCAAAGAAAAAUGUUCUCUACUUAAUCAUAAGGUUUCUUCAAAACGAAAACAGAUAAAGACUCAAACACAAAACAUAGAAUGGGCUAAUGAGUGGAAGCGCCUUAGAAAAAUUCAACUAGAUCUAGAGAAAGAUCUUGAGGAAGAUAGAGAGUGUCAAAUCGAACGAAGCGAAUAUAGGAACAACUUGUUUCGACAAUUACAGGAAUGCAUCAAUAGUCCUCUAAAAAGUGUUAAAGACUGUACUUACCAUUUCUUGAAAGAAAGAAUUUUGGAAACGUCACAAUCAAUAACAUCAGUAGAACAUGAAAUAAUGGAUCUGUACAAAGAUUUUGAAAAACUAAAUCCUCUUACCGUUGAUGAAACUAUUGAUAACAAUACAUUUUCUAUGGAAGAUGUGAUACAGAAUUAUUUAACGCGAGCAAGUGGUAAUUCUAAAUAUAAUCAUAUUGAUCCAGUGUUAGAUCAACUGUUGAAAGAGCUAAAGCUUAAAUUACAGCUUAUUAUUGAAGAAUAUCGAAAAGGAAAAUUAAUCCCAAGCAGUCAUAAAUGGAACAAGGACGAUCAUCAAAGAUUUAAAACGGUGUUCAAACAAUACAACACUCCUGGUAUGACUAUUGAAAAAGCACGCUCAUAUUACGAAGCUUUAAAGUUGGUUCUUCCAUAUAAAACCGAAUCAGAGUUGAAAGAACAUGAUAAGUGGUACAAAACUAUUCAUUUGAUCGAGAUUCAAAAGAUGAAAGAAAAUAAGGCGAAAUUAUUGAAUGAGCUGAAGAAAUUAGAAAAUUUUGCAGUAGAAGCAAUAUCCAUCCACCUUUCUAUCAUGCAAGCCAAAAGUCGUGAAGAAGAGGAGAAGCAGCAAUUUUCGCAAUUAGCAGAGAAAACGCGGAAGCUGUUGCAGGAGCAAACAGCUAUCAACGAAGAGAAAAUGAAGCAAGAUAUUGAAAGGCUUGCACAGGAAGAGAAACAACGAAAGAGAGAAGAAGAGCUGGAUAGGCAAAAAGAAACAAAAAGAAGAGACCUUUUAAGACAACAAUUAUCACAGUAUUUUGCUGAAAAAGAAGAGGCGGUACGCAAACAAGAAGAAGAAAGAAAAAGAGAAGAAGAUGCACUACAAGAACAGUAUCGCAUUAUGCAGAAACGAAACAAGGACAGAGUGGACUUUAGAAAAAACAAAGAUAUUGAAAAGAUUGAACAACGAAAGGCAAUGAUUAUACAACGACAAGAAGAAGAAAAAAAGAGAGAACAAUAUCUGAAUAACCUUAUUCAGGGCGUUUAUGAGGAGUUAAGAUUGCUUGAUAUCGAAACAGACGCAAAGAGACUGACUCAACCUACUCAAAGCUUACUCAACAAACAAAAAGACGAAGAAGAAACGGAGCAAUUUUCUAGUGCCAAGAUCUAUGGAUACACCAAUGAGGAUUUAAUGAGAGACAAAAAGUUUAAGCUCCAACUACUGUUGCAAGAAGCUGGUCUUUUACACACAGGCUAUGCAAAAGAAGUUUUCUCCACAAUGAAACCAUCGAGGCAAACCAGAAUUGACAAUUUAACAAGUGAGCAAAGUCAUUUAUUGGGAGCAUUUCGAAAUGCCAGAGAUCAAUAG